AUGUGAACAAGUCCCAUGGAGCUCAAGUGCCUUUUGAUGUGGCUCUUGUUUGGAUCCGUCAAGGGGAACAAGCCAGAAAAAUGCCCAACUCCUCCAAGGACCGAAUUUGCUGAUGUUACUGCUGAAAUGUAUGCACUGGGGACCAGACUCUAUUAUGAAUGUGACAGUGGCUACAAGAGAAGAAGUGGUCAGUACUCGGGAAUUCGGUGUCAGAGUGAAAAGGAGGGUGCUUCUUGGCUCUACAAGGAAUUUGAAUGCAUUGAUGAGAAAAUUUUGUUGUCAACGGCUCCCAUGACAGAGGUAGAUUUUACACAGAAGCCAGAAACAAAACCACAGAGCCCUGCACCUCAGAAAAGAGAAAACUUUUCAGAAUUUCGCCAGAAAGAUUUUUGUGGUCCACCCAAGACAAUUCCACAUGCCUCUUUAAGCCUGAACAAACAGUAUUACGUGGGACAAGUAUUACAUUUCAAAUGUCAAAGUGGUUACAAUAAGCAACCCCCCACCUCUGGCACCCGCAGGUGCAAGAAGCUGAAUGGCAAAAUUAUCUGGACCCACCUUGACAUGCGAUGCACCAAUGACAGUGAUGAGUGGCCACCACAGACUGUUGAGCCAGAUACGACUCAUCCAUCUUUUUCUUCAUCUGUGAUACUGCCAGUGACAGCUAUCUUUUUCGUUCUGCCUAUCAUUCCUGCUGUCUUUGUGUGACUCACCAAACAGAGAAUACGAUAAGUGGGACGGAACCAGGAAAAUGUGAAAGCUAAAAAAAAAAAAAAAAUAAUCCCUAGCACUGGAAGAGAUCAGGCAUCUCACUGUUGCACUGCUUAGAUUUCUGAACGCCUUCUCUGGUAUUAAAUAAGUGACCCUGGAUUUUGGGUUGUCUUGUUCAGCUAUUAAAUGCUGGCACAAGAAAAAGAGGAGUCAGAGCUCUGAAAUCAAAAAGGAAGCUUCGUCCGAGCCGUUGUGGAAUUGAGAAUGGCAGCUCAGAUAAUGUGUGGAAAAUGAAUCCUGUGGGGAAAUUAAGGUUAAUUAUGGAAAUACGUUGGUUUCAGAUAGAUUACGCAAUCAGUCUUUUCUCGCUGGCUAACCUGUGGGAAGUCUGGUGGAGCAUCUGCCACCACGACCACGUAAUUCUUCUUCCUUCAUCCCCCUGAUUUCUCAGUCGUGUCAUGACAACUUUGUACUUCAGACUUAUUUUAGUCUGGCUUCCUCGCUGUUUCUAUUACUACACUGAGAUGCACCAAGGCUGUUCC
Messenger RNA from Athene cunicularia (burrowing owl), 1250 nucleotides. RefSeq names its product interleukin 15 receptor subunit alpha (gene IL15RA). Gene Ontology annotation, molecular function: interleukin-2 binding; interleukin-2 receptor activity. The transcript has 6 exons. Gene Ontology annotation, biological process: inflammatory response. The record is from RefSeq and is a predicted model, not a curated record. Lineage: Eukaryota; Metazoa; Chordata; Aves; Strigiformes; Strigidae.